Molecule: messenger RNA, 561 nt
Organism: Ilex paraguariensis (yerba mate)
Lineage: Eukaryota; Viridiplantae; Streptophyta; Magnoliopsida; Aquifoliales; Aquifoliaceae
Source: the annotation of a GenBank genome assembly
AUGAAGAGUCACCGAAACGAUCCGAACCCUUUUGACGAAGAAGAACAAGAAGUCAAUCCAUUUUCGAAUGGCAGUGCUGCUCCUGGAUCGAAGUCACGAUUUCCUAAAAUGGUUGCUGAUACAUUGGGUUUUGGUCAGAAACACGAUGCUACUGUGGAUAUACCAUUGGAUACUAUGAAUGAUCCUAAGAAAAAGGAGAAAGAACUUGCAGCUUGGGAAGCAGACCUGAAAAGGAGGGAACGGGAGAUUAAACGUAGAGAAGAUGCUGUUGCCACCGCUGGCGUCCCUUCAGAUGACAAAAACUGGCCUCCCUUUUUUCCAAUUAUUCAUCAUGAUAUAGCAAAUGAAAUACCACCCAAUGCUCAGAGGUUGCAGUAUUUGGCUUUUGCAAGCUGGUUAGGUAUUGUUCUUUGCCUUGUGUUUAACAUUGUCGCGGUGAUAGUUUGUUGGAUAAAGGGUGGUGGUGUCAAAAUAUUUUUCCUGGCAACAAUAUAUGCACUACUUGGAUGCCCACUUUCAUAUUUUCUGUGGUACAGGCCUCUCUAUCGUGCAAUGAGGUAA